Messenger RNA from Neltuma alba, 2961 nucleotides. RefSeq names its product protein MODIFIED TRANSPORT TO THE VACUOLE 1. The record is from RefSeq and is a predicted model, not a curated record. Gene Ontology annotation, cellular component: trans-Golgi network membrane. Lineage: Eukaryota; Viridiplantae; Streptophyta; Magnoliopsida; Fabales; Fabaceae. The transcript has 5 exons. Gene Ontology annotation, molecular function: ubiquitin binding; phosphatidylinositol binding. The coding region runs from base 420 to 2498 and encodes 692 amino acids.
UGUCGAUACUGGCGCGUAAAGGCGGAAAACGUUCUCUUCAUCAUCGUUUCAUUGCUCUGUACCUCUCCGUGUUGCUGGUUUUUCUUCAUUUAUUCUCUUGUCCCAUCAUCGUGAAAUUCGUGAUUUUUUUUAUGAAUUUCCUAGACAUUGCGGUCUCCGUUUGAUUCGUUUAACGCUUGGUUAGCACGAAAUCUCGGGUUCUCAGAUUCCAGGUUCCUUUUUACGUCCUGGGUUUCAUUUUCUUAAUCGCCUCUCUUUCCUAACGAUCGAUCUGCUGCUGUUGAAUAUCAAUCCUACUGGGUUGCAAUUGCAUGGGAUCGAAGGUUAACAUUUUUGGAAAUUUAAUCGCCUUUGGAUUCUUGGUUCUCUGUAUUUAACUUAGUGGGUUGGGCGAAUUCUGUUGGACCAAUUUGGAAAUCAUGGAUUCGAGUCGGAGAGCGGUGGAAUCAUAUUGGAGGUCGCGGUUGAUUGAUUCAGCUACGUCCAACGAAGACAAAGUUACGCCGGUGUACAAAUUAGAAGAAAUUUGCGAACUUCUGCGGUCUUCGCAUGUUAGCAUUGUGAAAGAGAUUUCAGAAUUCAUUUUGAAGCGGCUCGAGCAUAAGAGCCCAAUUGUAAAACAAAAGGCUUUAAGAUUGAUAAAAUAUGCAGUUGGAAAAUCAGGUGUGGAGUUCAGAAGGGAAAUGCAGAGACAUUCAGUUGCAGUUCGCCAGUUGUUUCACUACAAGGGAGAGCCGGAUGCUUUGAAAGGUGAUGCACUAAAUAAGGCUGUGCGAGACACUGCUCAUGAGGCUAUCACUGCUAUAUUUUCUGAGGAAGACAACAAGCCAUCACCUCCUGAAGCUAAUAAUAGGCGGAUACAAGGGUUUGGGAAUACAAGCUUUGAAACAACAUCAGAAGAUAAGAAAUCCUUUCUCAGUGAGGUAGUUGAAAUUGGAAGUGCAUCAAUCAAGCUAGGACUUAGUAGCCUAACACAGGGACAUUCACUAAUGAAGAAUGAAACCGGAAGCUAUAAAAGUCCAAAUCUUCGAAGGUCACUGAGCAUAGAAACAGAACAUGGUGACACAUAUCAACCAGUUAAAUAUCAUAAUGGAAGUCAAAGCACUUUCAGAUCAAACAAUCAAUCUAGUGGUCCUUGGACCCAGGAUUCCAAAAUUAUUAAAAUGGAAGUAUCAAAUGGGGAUUCCAAUGCAAGUCAUUUAGAGAGUAAAACACGAGAGACUAGGUUGCUAGAGACGAUUGUUACUUCAGGAGGUGUACGUCUUCAACCCACACGAGAUGCCAUUCAAGUUUUCCUAAAAGAGGCUGUGAAGAUGGAUCCCCUUGCUCUAAGUCAUGCACUGGAACUGAAGCUCCAAUCUCCCAUGUGGCAGGUUCGUAUGAAGGCUGUCUGUGUACUUGAAUCCAUACUUAGGAAAAAGGAUGAUGAUCAUUUUUCACCUAUGACAUCUUACUUCACUGAAAAUAAAGAUGUGGUAGUAAGAUGUUCAGAAUCUGCUCAAGCUUCUUUGAGGGAGAAGGCUAACAAGGUUCUUGGUCUUCUAGGUGUAGACCAGCCUGACAGCUCUGCCACUAAUUCAGAGAAACCUCAGAAGGCUGAGAGUGCUAAUGUUGCUGGGAUGCCUGACUUGAUAGACACGGGUGAUCCAAAUGAUUGUUACGGAAAGGAUGAUUCUACAAAGGGUUCUAAUGAUUACAAUGUAGCAAAUUUUACAUCACCGACACCUCUAAUUGAUGACAUAUUUGGAGAUUUUGGUGGCUCUGUCCGAGAGAGUGAACCUAAAAAUGAAGAAGAUCCCUUUGCUGAUGUAUCAUUUCAUACCAAUGAGAGUAAAGAACAUGCAGAUGAUCUCUUUUCAGGAAUGGUGGUUUCUGAUAAACAGGUUGAUAAUGUGCUUGGGAAUAGAAGCAAGCCUGAAACUUUCGACAUUUUGUCUUCCAAUUCUGAUCAAGAGAAUCAUAAAGAGUUUGUCAGUGGUUUAAUGGCUGAUUUAUCAAUUGAAGAAAAUACCUCAAGUACGAAGCAGCAAUUAAAUUCUGCCACAAGUUUAAAUAAUCAUGGUAGCCUUCACCACCCUGACAACACUUUAGGUGGCAUUUUGGCCUCUCAAGCAACUGGAUACAAUGUAAAUCCCAUGAUUCCUAGUGGUCAUAUGCCUUAUGGUAUUCAGACUGGUCUUAUGACGAACCAUAUGAAUCAGCUGUAUUCUACUCAGUCGCAUAAUUAUGGCGCCAUAGGAAACCUUUUGGCUCAGCAGCAGUUCCUGGCAACAAUGGUUAAUUUCCAACACGUUAAUAAUGUAAACAUGCAGGGUGCUAGUGUUGCUCAAAUUGGUGGGGCCGAGGGAACAAAACCUCUGCCAGAUAUAUUUCAAUCAAAUUUUGCAUCUCAAGCCCCUAGCUCAGUGAUCAACAAUUCAAAGAAAGAAGAAAACAAAGCAUUUGAUUUUAUCUCUGACCAUAUUGCUGCUGCUCGUGAUCCAAAGAGAGUGAUUUGAAACUUCAAACUCUGAUUUUGGUGGCGGAUGCUAUCAAUGGCACAGUGUUGGAUUCGACGACAUGAAUCAAUCAUGGAUAUCUAUGGCAGAGUAUUGUAGCUUCUCAUGGAUUUGACGAAUUGAUAUCUAUGGCGUAGUGUCGGAUAUGAAGGAAAACAUUUUAGAUGGCGUUUGAACUUGCCCAUGUUGGCGACGUGAGAGUAAUAAGAUGAGCAAACGUCGGACUUGAAAGUUAGGCGUUACAGGCUUUCUGUAUAGAUGAAAAUGAGCAUUGGAAUGUUGUGUGGUAUUUCAAUUUUCCUGAAAAUUUGUAGUUAUUAGUUGAGUUCUUGCAGCUGUAAUUCAGGCGCCAAUAGAAUUAGCACUUUUACCCCCUUUCCCAUUUCAUUUCUUUCUUCCCAUUGAACCCUACACGAAUGGUUCAAACUUCAUAUUAUCAAUGUCAUACUCUUGUUUUGCCCUA